AUGUUACCGUCAUUGUCUUCUAAAUUCUUGUUGUCAUGCACACUACAGGAAUCCAGCACUAGGAUGUUGUCAUUGACGCCUGCUUUGGAACGAAAGAGAACAUCUGGAAAAUACAGGGUAAUUUUUAUGUUUUUUUCUUCAUUUUAGAGUUGAUAUGACUUAUGAGAAUACAUUUUAUACUUCAGAAAUCUGGGUUAAGUUUUGGCUUUUGCAAUCGAAAAAGGUGGGGACUUUAGUUACAUUGUUUAUUUUAUCUUAAACAUUUCAAUUUUUGAUAUAAUAGUUUAGUCGACUAUUAACCGAUCACAAAUGUUAACGUAUGAGAUGGCUCAACGACCGUAUCACAUAGGUAUUCGAAAGUCGUGGUUGACUUGGCACACAGCAAAUUUGGAUGAGUUUAGAUUGAAGCAAGGUGUUGUUGUAGCGCAGGACGAAGUGAUUCGUCGGUUCAUUCGCGGCAUUCUGUACGAUCAUAGAGUUAUAGAUGGUUCUGAAGUGAGUUAUACUAAUGUGAAGAUUUUUAAAUGUUUUUGAUAUAUUUAUUACGUUUUUUACAAAGUUAGAACAUCGGUCAGUUUCUAUUAUAAAAUUCAAUUAACAAAUAAUCUUUGAUGCCAAAAUUUUGGAUUGCAGUAUUGUUUUAAACAUAGAACGUUACAUUACAUUUUGCAUGUUGUUGGUAUUCAUGAAUUUGUAUUCAUAUCCUUAGCUAUGUAUGAAUACAAAGGCAUGAAAACCAACGUAAGCUUAUUAUUUAUUACGUUUAUAGGUAUUAGCUGAGGCGAAAUAAUAAUAGAAAAAUAAGAGGGUAGAAUUAUAAAAAAUUUAAAUUUUUUGAUACAAGUUCUCUUCAUCAUUUUUAGUAAAACAUUGUGCAUCUUGAAGUCGAUUUAGACUAAAAAUUCAAAGUUAGGAAACGAAAAAUGAUUGGGCCAAACUGCAGCGCAUCUGCCCUUUAAGCGGGGAUGAGUUGUUGCUGCGAAGGAACCUGGGUGGUCCUUAUCAAAAGUUGAUCAAAAUUCAGUGACAUUUUACAAAAAACAGAAUUUUUUUUUACUGGGAAUGCAGUAAUUUAUGUAUGAUUAAGCAAUGAGACACUAUAUGAUUUUUUACAGUAAUAUAUUUUUGUACAUUAUAAUUAGGGCCGUGACUAAUUAAGAGUUGUUUAAAAUUUAUCAAGGUGGAUUUAAGAAUUUGAAAUAUAUCUAACUGUGAUCAUUAUUUCCAGAUAGUAAUUAAAAGACGUGGAAACGCCGUCUUUGUGUCUGGAUUUCUAAAAUACGGCCGGCGUCUUGACAUCAGAAGAAUUUACUGGUUAUGGGGAUUUGUUGAAGAGUUUUUGUCACAAGUUUUGAAGCAACCAGUGAAGCUCGAGUUCCAGUUUGUAGAAGACGAAAAAGAAUUGGCUUUCAAUUACAUUUGA
This is a messenger RNA of Bursaphelenchus okinawaensis, 1423 nucleotides long. Lineage: Eukaryota; Metazoa; Nematoda; Chromadorea; Rhabditida; Aphelenchoididae. The record is from the annotation of a GenBank genome assembly.